Molecule: messenger RNA, 6509 nt
Organism: Limulus polyphemus (Atlantic horseshoe crab)
Lineage: Eukaryota; Metazoa; Arthropoda; Merostomata; Xiphosura; Limulidae
Product: anoctamin-7-like
Exons: 22
Coding region: 426-3092 (888 amino acids)
Biological process (GO): chloride transmembrane transport
Cellular component (GO): plasma membrane
Molecular function (GO): chloride channel activity; protein dimerization activity
Source: RefSeq, a predicted model, not a curated record
GUUGUGGGGAGAUCGAAAUGAAACGCUUGCAGUGGACGAAGGUUGUAGUGGAAUUGAGCUCGAAUGGCGCCCUGUCAAACCGUUUGUACAAACAGUGAUAAACUCAAUUGUUCACACUCAGACUCGUGACUGUCCUACAGUUUUAUGACGUCAUUCCAUAAGGUACUUCUUUAUGCUUGAUUAUUGGCAUUAGUAUUUUCUGAGAACACUGUGAACCACAUCGUUGCUUAUCAUUUCAUAGAGCUGAUGAUGAGAUAUGCUAAAACAUUACUUUAUAUUACUAUUAACGCUAUCUUUACGUCAACAUAGGAAGUAAUUAGCAUCUACAAGCCAGAACAAGAAGUUCCCCUACCGGCAAAUCCGAAACUGCCAAAGCUGCAGAAGAACAACUUAGUCUAAACACUUCGGACAAGACCCCAGCGACAAUGCCUCGUCUUGGACAUUAUUCAGAGAAAUAUGAACUAAACGGUCCUCAAACAAGUAAAAGCAAGGAUACGUACGGGUCUUUCAAUGCGAGGGAUGAUGACGAUGAUUCUGAGUUUAUAAUUCAACGGGAUCAACUGAAUGAAGUCGACCGUUCACCUAGCAGCGAACAUGGAAUCAUUAUGGCUCCGACUCUAGCCGACGAUAAGGGAACGUAUUUUCGGGAUGGGAAAAGAAAGAUUGAUUUUGUAUUGGUUUAUGAGGAGCCAAUAGGGGAAGUUUUCAACACUCAAGCUGCACAGAAAGCGAGUAAGAAAGCCUACAAACACGAGGCGUGGAGAAAGAAGUUUAUGUCGAACCUCCGUAAGGCAGGUCUGGACAUGGAAGAGGAAGUUGUAGAAAGCGAAAAGAAAACCAUUCAUUUUGUGAAGCUUUCUGCUCCCUGGACUGUGUUGAUCAACUAUGCGGAAGAACUGUGUAUGAGAGCUCCAUUACAGGCCCACCCUAACCCUAGCGUCAACUGGUCAGAACAACUGUUAAGAACAUUUCGCAUACCAAAUGCCAUGUAUGAAGAUGUACCCAACAAACCCUUGGAUUACUACACUUGCGCCUUCAAGAAGUCCAAAUUAGACAAAUUUCUGGGGGUUGAUAACCAGGACGAGUACUUCACAUCGACACAGAGGGCCCGGAUUGUAUACGAGAUUCUGGAGACUGCAGUAUACGGGAAAAGACGUCGAGCUCAGAUUGGAAUUGACCGUCUCGUGGAAGAGGGCGUAUAUAACGCUGCUUUUCCCCUCCACGACGGUUUGUACCAGAAACCUCCACAUUACGUGGUUCCUGAGAGUCUCAACAACCGCCAGAUCCUCUACGAAUACUGGGCACGAUGGGGAAAAUGGCACAAGUAUCAACCCUUGGAUCACAUUCGCGAAUAUUUCGGCGAAAAGAUUGGCAUCUACUUCGCAUGGUUAGGAUUUUACACUGGGUGGUUACUACCAGCUGCUAUAGUUGGUCUUAUUGUUUUCAUGUAUGGAGUGUUCACCAUUAACUUUGAUCCUGUCUCAAACGAAGUUUGUUCCCCGAAUGUCUCGUACAAGAUGUGUCCUCGCUGUGACGAGAAAUAUGGCUGCGCCUAUUGGUACCUCAGCGACAUCUGUCUGUACAGCAAGCUAACCUACCUCUUUGAUCACCCGGGAACUGUGUUCUAUGCCAUCUUCGUGUCUUUCUGGGCGGUCACAUUCCUGGAGUACUGGAAGAGAAAAAGUGCGAGUUUGGCUCAUCAUUGGGAUUGUAUGGAUUUUGAAGAGGAGGAGGAAAGGCCGAGACCAGAGUUUGCUGCAAAAGCGCCAUCUGUAGAGAGAAACCCUAUCACAGGAGUUAAGGAACCAUUCUUUCCAACCCCCUUACGAUACAAGAGAAUGGCUGCGGGUAUUGGAGCCCUCUUUCUGAUGCUGGCGCUAAUAAUAAUCUUCAUCGUGGCGGUGAUCAUCUACCGAGUAUUAGUAUCUAUUCCACUCUUCCAAAGUAAAACGUUUCGGGGCGUGGCUUCUCCAAUCGCAAGUUCUACAGGCGCAUGCGUCAACUUGAUUUUCAUCAUGGCUCUUGGAAGAGUGUACGAAACAUUAGCUCUCAGGCUAACUCAAUGGGAAAUGCAUCGAACUCAGACUGACUUCGAGAACAACCUAACUUUCAAAGUAUUCAUUUUCCAGUUUGUCAACUUCUACUCCUCCAUAUUUUACAUCGCAUUUUUCAAAGGCAGGUUUGUGGGCUACCCUGGCCAUUACCAGCACUUGUUGGGCCUCAGAAAUGAAGAUUGUAACGGAAGCGGCUGUCUGAGUGAGCUAGCGCAGCAACUUGCAAUCAUCAUGGUUGGAAAACAAAUUAUAAACAACGCACAGGAAAUUCUUGUUCCAAAACUAAAAGCCUGGUGGCACAAAAAGAAAACUAAAAUGGAAGUCCGAACAACUCGAUGGGAGGAAGAUUACCAACUAAUAGAGAACGAAGGCUUGUUUCAGGAAUAUCUGGAGAUGGUUCUUCAGUUCGGGUUCAUCACCAUAUUUGUGGCAGCCUUUCCUCUUGCACCACUUUUUGCUCUGCUUAACAACUGGGUUGAGAUAAGGCUAGAUGCUCAGAAAUUUGUGUGUGAAACUCGGAGAACGGUGGCAGAACGAGCUCAGAACAUAGGAGUGUGGUUUACCAUCCUACAGUUUGUGGCUCACCUGGCUGUUAUCAGCAAUGCCUUCCUCAUCGCCUUUACAUCUGAAUUUCUUCCUAAGUUGGUGUACAUGUAUGAGUUUAACUGGAAUUUGGAGGGUUAUGUCAAUUUCACUCUUGCUCUGGCCCCGAACGGGACGUUAGCUCAGGAGUGUAGGUACCAAGACUUUCGAGAUUCUGAAGGCAACCAUACAAUGUUUUAUUGGCACUUGUUGGCCGUGCGACUGGGGUUUGUCAUAAUAUUUGAGCAUUUAGUACUCACUGUUUGCCGCAUGAUUGACAUCAUGGUUCCUGAUAUACCCAAGACCCUGGAAGUGAAAAUAAAAAGAGAGAGGUACCUUGCCAAGCAAGCUCUGGCUGACUCCGAAACUAUUAUGAAGGUGGCUCAACGGCGAGAUGACGAAGAUGAUGACGAUGAUGCUGGUGCAUUGUCCCCUCCUCCUGAUGAUGAUGAUUAACCAACGAUGAUUGGUCAUCGUGCCCAGCUUUAUAACACAUGCAGCUUCAGUCCUGUUGCGCUCUGGUUUAGUAUCUUAAGCAGAAGUACUUAAAAAGAAGGAAUGUUCGGGCAGUCCAAUUUCCAAACCUGGGCUAUCACUUUAACCCUUAAACGUCAUCUUAACCAAAGAUUUUGAACAACCUCUUCACGAAAGUUACUUUUUUUUUUCCUUUUUUGGAAUAACGUUUCAGAUAAAGAAUGUACGAAACUGGGUGAAAUGGUGUAAUUGUUUUGGAGGGAUUAAUUUUUCAAACCAUAUCAUUGUUUUAUUUCGUGUACUAACACAUGUAUAUAUAUAUAACCAUAGAAACUGUUGAUGGGUUGAAUUGUUUAACGAUGUUCAACUACAAAGAUUUUCGAGUAUAAAGAAUUAUGAGGAUCGUAUAUCAAAAAUGCACAAUGUUUUUCCGCUACUUUAUUGACAAUAAUUGUUUUUUAACUUAUAAAGCUAAACUGCUUAAACUUAGACGUUGUCAUAUUAUUAUUAUUAUUAUAAUGAAUUAAAGUACUUUAAUCGCAUAAGUUGGAUAAGGAAGAUGGAGAAAAGUCAACUCCGUAAAAGAUUCAGUGAAAAGAGAUAAUAUCCAAGUUUUCUUGUUCGUAUAAGUAUUUCUUCCAAAAAAAAAUAUUGUUGCGUACUUAGCAAAGUAAAAAAAAUGUUUGCUUGCUUUCAAAAGUAAAAACAUUGUUGUGUAUUUAUUGGAGUAAAACAUUGUUGCGUAUUUACCAAACUAUAAACAUUGUUAUGUAUUUACCACAGUGAAAACGAUGAUAAAAAUAUAAUCGUUCUUUAUGCAGGACAACUUAAUCUAGAUAAGUGAGGCUCAUAUUAUUAAUUAGAGUCUAUAUUGUGGCUUUUUUAAAAUUAAAAAAAAAAGAUUAGCCCUCAUCUACAUUCGUCUGAAACUAUAUGUAACGUGCCCAGUGUAAAUAAUGAGGAAUUUAUAAAAGAAAACUUUAUCAAUAUAUAGAUUUAUAUAUAUAUAUAUAUAUAAAUGUGUGUGUUGCUUACACUUAAAGCAGUCUCUUUACAAUGUUGAAUCAAAAUACUGUAUUAUGCGAACAAAAAGUAAAUAUAACAUACAUAACGAUCGCCUUUCUCUUUAUAUUUUGAAUGAUAACUACGUAGUUCAGUGAGAUCCCUCUUAAGUUUGCUGCGUCUCGUACAGUUUUUUUUUUUUUUUUACUUUGCUUCAUCAAAAAGAAAUAUAUUUUAAACUUAUAUUCGUGUUUGGGAAGUUUUUCAAAGCUGGUAGCGGUGUUUUUUAAUCCGUCAUAUUUCAGUCAAGUGAUCCGGAUUAAGCUAACAGUAAUUAUAUAAUGCUGACCGAUGUUCUCUAUUGAAAGUGUUUCGUUAAAGUGACGGAAGGUGUUCUUUGCCAUUCGUCAUCGCUAAUUUUAUUCACUUCUUGCCUGUAGCGGGAUUAUUUAUUUUUAUUAACAGCUACAAGAGGGAUGACACCUUUCUCGAUCGAUCAAGGUAAAGAACAAUGCCACUAUUAGUGUUUCUCACUAAAGUAGGAAGAUUUUAACAUGUUAUUAUUUAACGGGGGAUCCAGGGGGUAUUACGCUGCAUAAAAUCUUUUGAUUGCAUUGGUGAGUUAGAAAUUAUAUUUAAAACGAAAAUGUAUUAAUUAUUUUUAUCCAUCAACAAAGCAUGUGAACUUUAAUCUAUUAGAAUUACAGUUCGGCACCUAACUUGGGCCUUAAUUAAAUAAUGUUGGGGGACAAGUCCCCCUACGCCAUCCGCUAGUAUGCAAUCUGUGAUCUGAUUAUCUAGCUGUUUGGGGCCUUCUGCUUUCUAAAGAUAGCUUUGCCCUUUUACAAAUUACAUACUGCACACUGUAUACUGCAUACAAACUGCUCGAAUACAGAUGGACAAACGGAUAUUUACCAAUUAUGAAAAUUGUAAAGAACACAUAUAAACUAAUUAAUUCCCUGUUCAAAUUGAUUUUCUAAACAACGCUCAAUAUUAUGUAAAUUUAAGUAUAUUCUAAUAUGCCAAUAAAACGAUAAAUUUUUCGUAAACAGCAAGCCGUUUAAAGUAGUUGUUAUGCUUUAUUUAUAGUGAUUAUUUUGCGGAAUUUCCACCUUUUACCAGAAACACUGCUUUGUCCAGAAAAAAUAAAAGCAACAAAAUCCGACGACAAAGACUCAGAGUAGCCACGUAUUUCCUAUAUAAUAACUUAAUUCAAUGUUGCCUUUUUUAUCGCAAUAAACAAGACCAAACAAAUAUUACCUCUAAAUAUGUAGUUUACGUUUUAAUUAUUUGAAUAAGUCUAUUCUUACAAACUGUGUCGAUGAUGCUCAAAGUUUUGCCACACUCUCUCUAACCUACAUUAUUAGCGCAGUACAGAAAGUCGUAUUUUCUGAUAAAACUAAGUUAAAGUUAAGUGGUAAGUUUAUAGACUUACAAUGCUAAAAAGUGUGGUUCGAUUCCCACGGUUGACACAGCAGGUAGCCCAAUGUGGCUUUGCUCUAAAACAAAUAAACAAAUGUUUUAUUAAAACUCUUGUUCUGCUUGUUUUAGCGCUCUGCCCACCACAGGGAAUCAAACCUCGGAUUUUAGCAUUAUAAGUCCGGAAACUUCCAGUUAUCACGUUAAGAUUCAGGAGUUUGCUUUUUUCUAUUCAGCAAGCGAUUAGUGACGCUGUAGACUGGAAAUAACUGUUCAAAUGGAACUAACGAAUCUUUCUUCAGAUCUGCUCUGAGGACGACAUUUCGCUUUUAAAUCACUCCCUAUUCGUUUCUUCAAAAUGUCCUACGAAAGUACAUGAUUCCCAGGUGUUGCCUCAAAUCCGUUGCAACACUUCAAUAUGGAGAAAAAACGUUCCAUUUUCAACAUCUCUCCAGAAACUUAUAUUUGAAUUAAACUGAACUUUGAUAUCAGUGGUAGUUGUGGCUAUAAUCUCCUUUCAAUUUAUAAUACUCUCAAUUAACACUAAAUGUACAAUUUAUGGUGUUUUAUUUGUGAGAAAAAUAAUAAUAUUUGCAAAGUAUAACAAAUUUUUCGUUAGCCUUUUUAAAGCCCUGUGCGUUUUAUUAAGUUUGUUGAAAAGCUGGGAUUAUUAUUAUUUUGCAAAAAAACUAGUGUUAGAGGCUUAUUUGAUGUAAGUUAUAAAUAUUACUAAAAGAAGCUUAAAUUUCUUAGAUGUGCUGAUGUUAAGUAUUAGGAUGAGGUAAAUGCUAACCCUACUUCAGUUAAAGCGAUGCAUAACCUUCAGGCCAUACUUCACGUUACGAUCCCGUCAUUGGUAAUUUUAGUGUCAGUUGUGAAUCUGAUGUUUGACUUCUUUUGUCCAAAGCUACGUAGAUUGUAAACAAAUAUGCACGUUUUUUCCUCGUUGGUUGGCUUUUAUCUGUUAAUAAAAAUGAU